CGUAUUAAUCACUGUGUCUUAGCUCAAAGUCCGCUCGUCUGUAACUUCAGUGAUGUUUUCUCCUAUUAAAUAAGAUUUGUAUCACCCACUCUUCCUCACAUGAUGGCAGAGGUCUUCUAUGUUGGCGUGGACGUGGGCACUGCCAGUGUUAGGGCUGCUCUAGUGACCAGGGAUGGGCUGCUCAAGAGCACUUCAGAAGAGCCUAUCAGCAUCUGGGAGCCCCAGUCUGACCACUAUGUCCAGUCCUCCACUGAGAUCUGGGACAAAUGCUGCACAGUUGUUAAGAGGGUUACCAGUGGAAUCGAGAGGAGCCAGGUACGGGGGAUCGGUUUCGAUGCGACCUGCUCUUUGGUGGUUUUGGACCAGAACUUCCAGCCUGUUCCAGUCAUUCAGGAUGGUGAGAAUGAAAAGAACGUGGUGAUGUGGAUGGACCACCGUGCUGCAGAACAGGCCGCUCGCAUAACAGACACCGGCCACGGGGUCCUGACCAGGGUGGGAGGGGUCAUGUCACCAGAGAUGCAACCCCCUAAGCUGCUUUGGCUCAAAGAGAAUCUGAAGGAAAGCUGCUGGAACAAAGCUGCUCAUUUUUUGGACCUUCCAGACUUCCUGUCCUGGAAGGCAACAGGCUGUUUGACAAGGUCUUUAUGUACUCUAGUGUGUAAAUGGACUUAUUGCCCUCCAGAUGGAUGGGAUGCCAGUUUCUGGACUAUGAUUGGACUGGAGGAUCUUCUGGAAAACAACUUUUCUAAAAUAGGCAGUGUGACCUGUCCUCCAGGCAGCCCGCUGGGAGAUGGCCUCACCCAGGAGGCAGCAGCAGAUCUGGGUCUGGAGCCCACCACUGCUGUCGGAGCCUCUCUUAUUGAUGCUCAUGCUGGAGGCCUAGGUGUGAUUGGAGCAGAUGUGAAAGGAUUCCACCUGCCUUGUGAGGAUCAGCCAAUCACAUCACGCAUGGCGAUGAUCUGUGGGACGUCAUCCUGUCACAUGGCGAUCAGCCAGCAGCCUCUGUUUGUACCUGGAGUGUGGGGGCCCUACCUGUCAGCCAUGGUGCCCAAUCUAUGGCUCAAUGAGGGAGGACAGAGUGCCACUGGGAGGCUGAUUGACCACAUGGUGAAGGGCCACACCGCCUACACCCAGCUCCAGGAACAGAUACAGCAGAGAUCUCCCUUUAUUGGUGAGAACAUCUACAGCUACCUGAACAACCACCUCAGUUUGAUGGCUAAUUCUCACUCUGCUGUCGACCUGCUGGGCUCUAGUCUUCAUGUGUGGCCGGACUUUCACGGAAACAGGUCGCCGCUAGCUGAUCCCACCUUAAAAGGCAUGGUGGUUGGACUCUCAUUUUCUCAAACCGUGGACGACUUGGCCUUGCUCUAUUUGGCCACCGUUCAAGCCCUGGCUCUUGGCACGUUUCAUAUUCUGGAGGCCAUGAAAGAAGCAGGACAUGACAUCAGAACCCUCUUCCUGUGUGGUGGGCUCAGUAAAAAUGCCCUGUUUGUUCAGAUUCACGCCAAUGCUACAGGAUUGCCUGUGGUGUUGCCAGACCAGACAGAGGCUGUUUUAGUGGGGGCAGCGGUCCUGGGUGCAUGUGCGUCACAGGACUACAGCACUAUACAGGAGGCAAUGGCGAAAAUGGCUAAAGUGGGAAAAGUCAUUCAACCUGACCAUGAACUGAAGAGCUUCUACAACAGGAAGUACAAAGUGUUCCUGCGUCUGGUUGCCCACCAGAGGGAGUACCAGUCCCUUAUGAACUUGAGAUGACACCAUCUGUGGGAGGUGGAGGAGUUGAGUCUCUGACGUAAAACUGAUGAUAAAUCCACACACUGGAAAACGGGGACAAAAAGCUCCAGUCUGCUGCUAUUCUUUACCAACACGAUCCUGUUUCAUCCUGAAAAAAAAAGUAUAUUCUGAUGAUCUUAAUUCUAAUAUCCAGGGAUUAUUGGUUGAAUAUAUGUACAAUUUCAGAAACAUAUGCACAUGAGACCAGAUAAGAAGUAAAAAGGGAAGACUGUUUUGGUAUUAGGUCAAAUUUUACAGCGUUUGUGUGGCAUUCACGUCUGUACUGUACUGUCAUCAGACUUAUUGUUAAUAAAUAAUUAAAAU
Messenger RNA from Sphaeramia orbicularis (orbiculate cardinalfish), 2097 nucleotides. It is a transcript of the gene fggy, whose product is annotated as FGGY carbohydrate kinase domain containing. Gene Ontology annotation, cellular component: cytoplasm. Lineage: Eukaryota; Metazoa; Chordata; Actinopteri; Kurtiformes; Apogonidae. Gene Ontology annotation, biological process: carbohydrate phosphorylation; pentose metabolic process. The record is from RefSeq and is a predicted model, not a curated record. The transcript has 16 exons. Gene Ontology annotation, molecular function: D-ribulokinase activity. Bases 100 to 1755 code for a protein of 551 amino acids.